ACUCUCCUGCCUAGGGAUACCACUGGGCCCAGGGAAAGACCUGUGAGUGUGCAUGGUGCCAUUUUGCCCCAUGGCUGAAGAUGGUUUGCCAAAAAUUUAUUCUCAUCCUCCAACAGAAAGCAGUAAAACAACAACUGAAGCAACCAUUUUCUUUGGGGCUGACAACACUAUUCCUAAAUCAGAAACAACUAUUACUUCAGAAGGAGACCACAUCACUUCAGUAAAUGACUAUACACUAGAAAGUGAUCUUUCAACAACAGACAACAAGCUUACAUCUCCAAAGGAAAAAGCAAAAUCAGAAGAUGAUGUUGAGUCCCAUAUUAUUAAGUCAUCAGCCGAUCUCGAGAAAGAAAUUACUACUAUGACAGGCACGACAAACUCCAUAGCUAAUGACUCUAUAACUGAAAAUUUAAUCCUAGUGAAAACUGGUAAUCUUUCACCACCAGGUGCUACUGUUUCUUUAAUAGAUUUUUCCACCAACACGGCAAAAGAAGAUAUUCUCUUGGAUACCACCGACCCAGGGAAUGAAGAUGUCUCAAUAACUUCUGAAGUCUCUGGCACAUUAAAGGAAGGUACCACCAGCACUGCAGACACUCCUACCCUUCUAAUUAAGAAAGAUGAACCUGAUGUUAACAAUUAUAAUUCCUCGGUUAAAUACAAUGUCACUUCUGAUGAGGCCAUCCAGAUCACCAACUCAUCUACCCCUGAGGUUGAACUCUCUCCUGUUAUUGAAAAAAACUUCACGAUUCCAGACAUAAUUGCCCUUACAGAAGAGAAAAUAACUGAAAUUGACUUAAGUCUUCCAGUGGAUGACCCCAGUGCUGUGCCCAAACUAACAGACUCCGAUGAGGAAAAGUUCAUCACUGUGUUUGAACUCACUACGACUGUGGAAAGAGACAAAGAUAACCCAGAAAAUAUUCUGCUGACCGAUGAAGAUUCUAUGGAUGAAGUCAAUGUUUGGAUGGAGAAAGAUAGCACAAAUGAAGCAGACAACCAUCAGGUUUUGCUCACUGCUGUUGAAUCCAGAUAUGACUUUGUAGUCCCGACAUCUGUAGCUACACACCUCACAGAAAAUCCAUCUACUAUGCCAAAAUAUCUGUCUGAAAAUAAUACAAUGGAAUCUGUAACUAAGGACAGUGAGCCACUUUCAGAAACUACCCCUGAUUCAGAUACCCGAAACAAUGAGGAAGAUGCUUUUACAAAUGAAAUGGGUGUCUUUAAGCUACUGAAAGAAGAACCAGAUGAGUUCCUUAUUUGAACGCAACAAAACAGAUGCCACAUAGAAUUGAGCAACAGCCUAGAAAGCUAGUCUUAACAUCUAAGAAGUUUGUCCAGCAAGCAAAAAUCUUAAUAGAGUAAAGAAUGUGAGCAUUUAAGGCAAGUAUUAGACUCAGAAAAAUAUAGAAGUUUAACAGAGGUCAUGCAGUAGAAUGUACUUACAGAAACUUGAAAACUCAGUAUAUGAGAGUUCCUCUAGUAUCAAAAAGUUUAAUUCAAUUAUAAUCCAAUUAUUUACCUUAAUAUAAAAUCUUUAAUCCCAGCUUUCAGGGAUAUGUAGAGAGAGAGAGCAAUAAAGAAAUCUCACUUUCUGCUACAUUUAAUGAUGUAUGUAAUUUUAAUUAACCCUCAAUAGCACAUUUUAGUGUGAGUUGAAGAGAUGAGAAUUGAAUUAACAUGUUAUCUCAAAAAAGAACUGUAGUAUUAAAAGCUCUAAAAUCCUAAUUCUAAACAGAUUUUUUCAGGCAACCAAUAGUUCUCUUCUAUUAAAAACUGUAUUUGUAAUCCUCUUUCUAUUUGCAAUAGAAUUAAGGCUAUUCAGUUCAGUAAUUGUUUAGCAUCCACAUGUAAAAAAAAUGUAAGAAAUAUUAUAGACUUCCUGGCUCAUGUUGGAGGCAAACUAAGGCAAAGUGAUAUUUUAUCUGUAAAUCUGUCAAAAACAAUAUUGUGUACAAACAUAUGAGUUAAUUUUUUUUCUGUAAAAUGUCUUUCCUGAAUUUUUGUCAA
Molecule: messenger RNA, 2004 nt
Organism: Mustela erminea (ermine)
Lineage: Eukaryota; Metazoa; Chordata; Mammalia; Carnivora; Mustelidae
Gene: CABS1
Product: calcium binding protein, spermatid associated 1
Exons: 1
Coding region: 53-1258 (401 amino acids)
Biological process (GO): spermatogenesis
Cellular component (GO): mitochondrial inner membrane; motile cilium
Molecular function (GO): calcium ion binding
Source: RefSeq, a predicted model, not a curated record